This is a messenger RNA of Letharia lupina, 1302 nucleotides long. RefSeq lists its product as uncharacterized. Gene Ontology annotation, cellular component: endoplasmic reticulum; Golgi apparatus; endoplasmic reticulum membrane. Gene Ontology annotation, molecular function: protein-cysteine S-palmitoyltransferase activity. Gene Ontology annotation, biological process: protein targeting to membrane; peptidyl-L-cysteine S-palmitoylation. NCBI's taxonomy places the organism in Eukaryota, Fungi, Ascomycota, Lecanoromycetes, Lecanorales, Parmeliaceae. The record is from RefSeq and is a predicted model, not a curated record. Bases 1 to 1302 code for a protein of 433 amino acids. The transcript is spliced from 4 exons.
AUGUCUCGGAGCGCUUUAGGAAGUCUGGCACUCCCCGGCGUGUUUGCCUUGAUCUCAUAUCUCGCCUAUGGAUCGCAAAUCCUUUUUCGCCACAUUGAGCCGCACGCUUUGGAACAGAAACAGGCAUUCAUCUUCAAUGCUCUGGUUGCUUGCAUAUGGAUCACCUACGCUCGAGCAUGCUUCACUAAUCCUGGAUGGGUACCGCCUGCCUGGAAUUCCAAUCACUCGGCUUCUGAGCAAUCACCGCCGUCUAAGAAGACGCUAAGAUGGUGUAGAAAGUGUGAAGCGUUGAAGCCGCCCCGAGCACAUCACUGCAAAAUUUGUCAAAGAUGUAUCCCAAAGAUGGAUCACCACUGCCCAUGGACUAUCAAUUGUGUCUCUCAUCGUACCUUUCCUCAUUUCCUCCGCUUCCUAUGCUAUGCAACGGCAUCAAUGGUAUACCUCGAAUACUUCAUCUACCUCCGAGUAGCUGUGGUUUGGACAGGACGUAAUCUUCCAAGCUAUCUCGGUCCUACUCCCACCCAGCUAGUCUUCCUGUUCAUAUUCCUGAUUGUAAACUCGCUCACUUUGUUCGCUCUUGCUAUCCUUCUGGCUCGUAAUAUCUGGUGCUUGGGUGGCAAUGUAACAACAAUUGAAGGAUGGGAGAUUGAACGACAUCAGACGCUCGUUCGCCGAGCUCGGGUCCUGGGAGGAUAUCUAGAUGGCCCAGACGGCAUGAGAGUCAAGAUUAGGAAACAGGAAUUCCCUUACGAUAUUGGAAUACUUCAAAAUAUGAGGCAAGGAAUGGGCGGUACUCCUUUGCUUUGGCUAUGGCCGUUCACGGCAACACCAUCAAUCGAGUCUGGCCUGGACUUUGAGACCAAUGGCUUUGAAGAUCCCUCUAUGUCGUGGCCACCCCCAGACCCUGACCGGAUGCCAAGGCUUAGCAAUCGGCCACCUUACGAACAACCGUUUGUCUACGAUGAAGCCUUGUCGACGACUCAAAACAACGUUGAUGCAUUUCGUAGAAGACAAGAGGAAGACCUAAAGCGAUAUGACGGAGGAGCCACUACUGCAAUUCGGCGCCGACCUUUCCAUGAACGCUACAGGAAUGGAGGCCAUGAUGAGGCGUCCUUUGCUUCCCAGCCAGUUGGAUCCGAUGAUUUGGCAGGCGGUGAAGAGGUUUGGCGAGAUUCAGAGGGAGACAGGUUGGAUGACUUCGGCGUUGACGAGGAUGCCGAAUUCUAUGACGAGGAUGACAUACCGUUGGCCGAGUUGCUCCGCAGACGACAUGAGCCUGCCCAUUAUAGUGACGGUAAUUGA